This is a messenger RNA of Thalassophryne amazonica, 1400 nucleotides long. It is a transcript of the gene aga, whose product is annotated as aspartylglucosaminidase. The record is from RefSeq and is a predicted model, not a curated record. NCBI's taxonomy places the organism in Eukaryota, Metazoa, Chordata, Actinopteri, Batrachoidiformes, Batrachoididae. Gene Ontology annotation, biological process: protein deglycosylation. The coding region runs from base 126 to 1115 and encodes 329 amino acids. Gene Ontology annotation, molecular function: N4-(beta-N-acetylglucosaminyl)-L-asparaginase activity. The transcript is spliced from 9 exons. Gene Ontology annotation, cellular component: lysosome.
AGUUCUAACUUUACAGCCUUUUUCUUCUUUGAUUCACGCAUUAAUUUUCUUACUUCGAGUGAAAAAAAAACUGACGCUUUGACGGUGAAGUGAAAAACCGAAGCAGCGGUAUUUUUCGAGCCAAAAUGCUGACGUCACUGCUGAUUUCUACUUUCUUAUUCGCCCUCGGACGAGCCUCGCUGCCUUUGGUUAUAAAUACGUGGUCGUUUAAAGACGCGACGGCUGAAGCCUGGAGGACCCUACAGUCCGGAGGAUCGGCGUUGGAUGCGGUAGAGAAAGGCUGUGCCCGCUGUGAAGAGGAGCAGUGUGACGGCACUGUUGGCUAUGGCGGAAGCCCAGAUGAGACUGGAGAGACCACACUGGAUGCCAUAAUAAUCAACGGCGACACAAUGGAGGUGGGUGCGGUGGCAGACUUGAGAAGAAUCAAAAACGCCAUCGGCGUGGCACGAGCUGUGAUGGAGCGCACCGAUCACACCAUGCUCGUCGGAGAGUCAGCAUCUUUGUUUGCUGAAGACAUGGGCUUCAUUGCAGAAGACCUGACUACCAACAAAUCAGCGAAUAUAUUCUCACAGUGGCUAAAGGGCAACUGCCAACCUAAUUAUCGAAAGAACGUGCUUCCAGAUCCAUCAACAUCCUGUGGACCCUAUAAGUCCAGAGCGACGGUGUAUUGGACCAAGAAGACCCAGCAUGUAAAUAUACACUCCCACGACACCAUUGGGAUGAUUGCUGUUGACAAAAAAGGCCUCAUAGCUGCUGGUACCUCAACCAACGGAAAAAAUCAUAAAGUCCCCGGUCGCGUUGCGGACUCUUCUAUAAUUGGGGGAGGAGCCUAUGCUGACAGCUCAGUGGGUGGUGCCGCUGCUACUGGAGAUGGAGACAUCAUGAUGCGCUUCUUACCCAGUUACUUGGCUGUGGAACUGAUGAGAGCCGGGGCAGAUCCCUCGUCAGCCUGCAAGACGGCCGUUUCUAGAAUCAAGAGGCAUUACCCGCAGUUCUUUGGAGCCGUCAUCUGUGCUAACACAUGGGCCAUUAUGGUGCAGCGUGCAACAAAGUCCCUGGAUUCUCCCAGUUCGACUACAUGGUGUCAGACUCCACUUCGGAUACACCGCUCCUGAAAUCUGUGAACUGCUUUUUGUUAGUGGGAACAGUAUUUCUCUCUCUCUCUCUGUGUGUGUGUGUGUGUGUGUGUGUGUGUGUGUGUGUGUGGUGUGUGUGUGUGUGUGUGUGUGUGUGUGUGUGGUGUGUGUGUGUGUGUGUGUGUGUGUGUGUGGAAUAUGAACAGUCUUCACAAUGUGUGUAAUUUAAAGUACACUUCCAUUUUCACUGUCAUUGCUUUAUGUUGUUGGGAUCCUUCAUUACCUCAUAACUCGUUCUUUCCGUGAUGACAAACAUUUAAAACA